AGCUCCGUCAGCUGAGCAUGACCCCAUCAAUCAAAACCACCAGGCAGCAGCAGCGGCUCCCUCCCUAGGCUCACUCGUUCCUCCUCCGAUCCUCCCCUUGCUCUUCCUGGAGCCGCGUAUAAAUAGAGCGGCGUGGUGGCGCUGCCAUCGGCCAGCAGCCACGAUCAUGACCACCGAGUUCCUCCGGGUGAAGAAAUUCCACCACCAGCAGGAAACCGAGAGCCCCCUGAGCCUGAGGAAGAGGAUGGAGCUGCAGCCGGAGCUGUCGCUCGCCCCGGCGUGGCCGGCCUUCGCCCCCGCUCCGGCCGCCCGGAGCUCGUCGUCCGAGUCCGACGGCACCUCCAGGAAGAAGAGGAAGCACCACGCCGCCGGCACCGGCUGGGAGGAGCCCCAGCAGCCGCCAGCGAGCCUGGAGCUGCAGCUAAACGACCCGCUGCCCCUCGAUUGGGAGCAGUGCCUCGACCUCCAAUCGGGGCGGAUGUAUUACCUCAACAGGAAGACGCUGAGGAAGAGCUGGGUCAGGCCGCGGGAGCAGAGCGUGAACCUCGACCUCAACAUCUCCGCGGCCGCCAUCGUCGACACCGGCGCCGGCGUCAUCGCCGCUCCCGACGAGGACGCCGAGCGUACCAGGAGGCCCGCCGCCGGCGCCGUUAGCUCCGGAGGCAACAACAUGGUGGCCGUGCCGUGCGCCAACUGCCACCUCCUCGUCAUGCUCUGCAAGUCCUCCCCCUCCUGCCCCAACUGCAAGUUCGUGCAGCCACUGGCGCCAGCCACGCCGCGGGCGGCGCCGGCGCGGCCGGCGCACCGGAGGCUCGACGCCGCCAUCAAGCCGCUGGAGACCCUGAGCCUCCUCCACUAGGCGCGCCGACGCCACCGCCAGCAGAUGAUCGUAGAAAGCAAAACCCUAGUAGAGUAGCACUGGUGCAAUGGGUUAGUACCAGCUGGGGCAUGACUGGCUAAUAUAAGCAGCAUGCUAAUCAUGUUAAGCAUAAAACGAUGAGAUGCCAGUUGCAAGUAAAACCCAUGUAAAUGCGCCGAGCAGUCAGUCAAUUACUAGUAAUGGCGACAGAUCGAUGUGGUAGCAGCUCGCUAGCUAGAGACUGGAUGUGUUCAUUCAUAUACACGCGUACGUCAGUCACAGUCAGUACACACUGUUAGCUGCUGCACUGCUGCUGCAACAGCAAGCUUCAAUGAAACUGAGGCGGCAA
Panicum hallii is the source of this 1208-nucleotide messenger RNA. RefSeq lists its product as uncharacterized. Gene Ontology annotation, molecular function: protein binding. The record is from RefSeq and is a predicted model, not a curated record. The coding region runs from base 167 to 859 and encodes 230 amino acids. Lineage: Eukaryota; Viridiplantae; Streptophyta; Magnoliopsida; Poales; Poaceae. The transcript has 2 exons.